Messenger RNA from Pyrgilauda ruficollis (rufous-necked snowfinch), 5524 nucleotides. It is a transcript of the gene LRRC70, whose product is annotated as leucine rich repeat containing 70. The record is from RefSeq and is a predicted model, not a curated record. Bases 378 to 2276 code for a protein of 632 amino acids. Gene Ontology annotation, cellular component: plasma membrane. Gene Ontology annotation, molecular function: protein binding. NCBI's taxonomy places the organism in Eukaryota, Metazoa, Chordata, Aves, Passeriformes, Passeridae. The transcript has 2 exons.
CCCCAAACAACAAAACCCAGCAGUUACACACUAAGACAGUUCUUGGUUUUCUAGAAACAAAUCACUGAGAUUUCCUUUCUAACAAUACUUCUGAAGCACAGAUAAAAUGGCUUCCUGUCCCAGGGUUUCCUGUAUCCAUGGCAACCUGACUUCAGGCACUUCUUUCUUAGUUUCCUGAGCAAACUGUUGCAAACCCUGGGGCAAAAAUGUGAGUGCUGUAGUACGCAGCAAUACUGCCUUUACAAAAGUUUAACAGAGGAAUGUAGUUGGUCAGCUUAUAACAUAGUCUAGUGGACUGCAAACAGCAAAAUAACGGAAAUAAUGAACUUCAGAUUUGGGUGAAGUCAGAGAGGAGUAAGAAGGCCAAAGACAGGGAUAUGUGUGUUCUGCAAAGCUCUUCACCCUGCCCAGGAGCAUUCCUGUAUAUAUUUAAUUGUUUUCUUUUGUUGCUGCUCCCAAAGGAGGCUUUUGGCUGUCCACCUGCUUGUCAGCUCUGCACAGGGAGACAAGUUAGCUGUCGUAAUGCAGGGCUUUCGAGCAUCCCUUGGAACCUUCCUAAAACAGCAAUUCUUGUUUACCUCAGUGGGAAUAAUAUAUCACAUGUCACUCCGAAUGAUCUAAGAGGCUUUCUGAAGCUUGCUGCACUCUACAUGGAUAAUUCCAGUAUUUCGUAUGUGCACCCAAAAGCUUUUGUGGAACUCCCCAGACUCUGCUACUUGCAUCUAAAUAGCAAUCAUAUUAAACGCCUGGAUCCAGGAAUCUUUGAAGGCCUUUCCAAUCUUCAUUGUUUAUACCUUCAGAAUAAUCAAAUAGCUUUUCUUCCCAGAGGAUUAUUUAGUGAUCUUCUUUCUGUUAGAUAUUUAACACUUCAAAGAAAUCGUCUCAGUGUCCUUGGAAGUGGGACUUUCUGGGGAAUGAUAAGUCUCCAAACACUAAACCUAGCAAAUAAUAAGAUUUCACGGAUAUCAGAUGCAGCAUUUCAUCAUCUUGAAAAUCUUGCAUAUUUAUUUCUUGAAGGUAACAACUUACCACUUGUGCCAUCAAAUGCUAUUGGAAGGCUCAAAAAUCUUGAAAGACUUUCUUUGUCUCACAAUCCCAUUGGAUCAAUUCAGCCUUUUGCAUUUAAGGGACUUAAUAAGCUUAAAUAUCUGUCUUUGAAAAAUGUCAAGCUAAAAUGUGUUGCUGUAAAUGGAUUUUUUGGAUUAAACAACCUUAGCCAGCUAAUCUUAAGUUAUAAUGAUUUAGAAAAUAUAAAUUCCAGCACUUUUAUCUUGCUGAACAAUUUAAUGUAUCUACAGCUAGACAGAAAUAAAAUAGCCAGUGUUGGCAAUGGUACCUUUGAAAAAAUGGGGAGGUCACUCAAAGUACUCAAUUUAGCAUUUAAUAAUAUCACAGAGUUACAACCUGAAGUGCUCAAGCCCUUAGUAUCUUUAACUCAUCUGCAGGUACAUUCUAAUCCUUGGAAUUGCAGCUGCAAAAUGCUUGCAUUACUUAAUUGGCUAGCAUCAUCUUCUGUUUCUGCAAAAAUACACUGUCAGCAUCCUCAGAGUAUGCGUGGUAGACCUUUGCAUUAUAUGAAAUGGGCUUGGUUUUCAAACUGCAUUGGCCCCACUGCCAGCCCAGGCUCUGCCCCAAGUCUGGGAUCUGUCAGGGUGCAUCACAGCGCUACCACUCUGCUGAUGGCCUGGCAUAAAGGGAACAGGCACAACACAUUGGAACAGUUUGUCACUGCAGAAACUAAGUAUAUUGCUUUCUGGGAGGGAACUACAGCUACGUCUUCUACCCCAUUGCCUUAUCAGGAAUAUGUUGUUGAAGUGCCAUCACAGGCAGCUACAGUGGUAUCAACAUUACCAGUGCAAAUACCAGCAGAAAUUACACCUGCUAAUAGAAAUGUAGAAGAAGAAUGGUUGUUUACAACAGAUCCUGCUCCUGUAUCAUUAAAAACAAGCCUGAUUUGUACACAACAGGUUGAAAAGCUGAAUCAAGCUUUUGAUAUUUUACUAGCCUUUUUCAUUCUGGCUUGUGCUGUUAUCCUGUUCUUAACCUGUAAAAUUAUUCAGUUUAGGCAAAAACUAAAGGUGUUGGAAAACUCAGGGGAAAAGAGUAUAGAAUAUUAUGGCUUUUAUCAGCCUGGCAGAUACAACAUAACUGACUCAGUUCAGUCUCUAACUCGGAAAUCAGUGGAACAUUCAGAACUGGACCAAAUAAGGCUGCUCAAGCGAACAGUAUCAGAAAGUCAGGCACAGGUCAUCUUGUUUGAACAUUCAUCAUUGUAAUUUUUCUCAUUUGAUUUAGUAUUAAUGGAGUUAUGAAAAGUCAAGAAAUCAAGAACUCAAUUGUGAAAAAAUACCUCCACUGAUUAAAAUCAACUGCUUAAUAGGACUGUGGAAAAUGGCACAAUUUGGGUUCUGCAUCAGCAUUUGCUUACUGAAUGUUUUGAAAUUUGUUGAUUAUUUCAUUAUAUGUCAUUUCAAUCUAACAUGGAUAAGCUUAUUAACCUCAGUCCCUAUUUGUAGUAAUCAUUCACUUAUGCUCAAGUAUACAUGCAGUAUAAAGUACACUUUAAUUUAUUUUGCCGUACUUAAUGAUGUAAGUUACUAUAGAAAUUCCAUAGCUAUUGUGCAGCAAGCAAAACAUCAGUUCUUAGUAGGAUCACGAAGCCGAGAAAUACUGGGGAAUCGGAAAAGAGUGUUUCAUGUGUUUAUUGUAAUAGAGUUUCUACUCUUCCUCUAUUAAAUGAAGCACAAGGAAAAAGCACAUUUACAGUUAGCAUGUUCAAACUCCUGAGUAAAAGAGUAAAAAGUAAAAAAAGUAAAGAGAAAAAUUUCAAACUAUACAAAUUCUAUUCAUACCUGUAGCAUAUUGUAAUAUACAAAGUUGCAUGUGCAGUCUGUAUAAUGAAUAUAUUAAAGUGACUUUUUUAUUAGUGUGUAUCUGUAUUGUUUUAUGAAAUACCCCAAAUUGGAGUUAAGAAAAGCAGAAUUGCUGUUGAAAUUUACCAAAGUGUAAUGAUGAAAUUUAUUAUGUCUAAGGUAAUAGGGCUGGUUAAUUAUUGUCAAUAAAAGAUCAUCAUCUGUGUUAUCUAUGUAGUAAUAUUUUUAGGGACUUUUUAGCUAGAUAAGAGGUACAAAUUGAAGAAAUACACUACACUGUAAAUACAUACUGCUAAACUAAUGGCUGAAAACAUUUACAUAUGUGGUUUAUAUUUGGGGGUGUCCAGUCAAGAUAUGUAUUCUUAGUUAAAGCUUCAUCUUCAAACUAGGGAUAUUUUCUUUUAUAGUUUGCAUAUAACUUUUUAUUUCUGUUUCAGAUGUUGGUGUUCUGUUGUUGUCAGGUUAUGUCUGAUAUGCUGUAGCUUUAUUUUUAGCCUGAAUUUCUGGGAUUUUUGUUUUCCUGUUACUUUAAUAAUUCAAACUUUAUUCUGGAAUUAAAUGUCAUAAAACUAUGUGCCAAAUAGUCCAAUGUUGUAAAAUUUUCAACCAACGGGACUUAGAUGCUGUUUUUCUUGUACAGGCAUGUGCCCUAGAGAUUUCAGCCAUGUUUAUAAGUUACACAGCUAGACCAUUUUCCUCAAGGAAAAGUGGGGAACAGUGUUUUGAUAUACUUUCCUCCAUGGUGUUGAUUUAAAUUAUGUAGAAGUAUGCUGCUGUUCCAGGCUUCGGCCCAGAGUCUGUUGCAUUCUGCAGCUGAGCCAGAGCUGCUCUCAGCAUUCUUGUUCUCCCCCCUCUCUUUCCUGCUGGUGUAAGUGCUGCGUGUAUCUGGGCUGUGCAGGUCCCCAUCAUCCUGUUUGUCCAUCUGCAGUUCUUUUCCAGCAGGGAAAAAAUCUAUUAUCUGCUACCAGUACAUAUUAUAAAUCUUGACUGCACUGAAUGGGUGUGAAAGUGCAAGUAUGACUUCAUUGUUGUUUGUUACUAGUGUAAUGAAAUAAUACUGUAUUUGACUAUAAUUUAUUGUAUCAUUGAUCAAAUACUUCUAGGAAACACACAGUUCAGCUUCUUGGACAAAAACUUAAACUGUUCAGUAUUGCUUGAGUAGAAACUGUUUUUUAAAAUAAUUUUCUAACUUAAGAUCAGAUGUUAAAUAUAAUGGGCAAAUUCUUUUAAGAAGGGAAAACACUGGCUGUAAUUUAUGCACUUUUUUCCAGAGGCUAAUCGACUGCAUUCUUUUCCUCUUUAACCCAUUUUUGUUACCUUCUGUCUCUCCUACAUAAUUUGUUGUGAUAAAUAUUUUUCAGAGGAGUUUUGGUAGUACACAAAGGUUAAAAACCGAAUAAAUCUAAUUCUCAAUUCUCAAAGAAAUCUGGCAGGGAGCAGCUCUGUUAUUUUAGGCUCUGGUUUCCACAGCUGCUCUUUACAGAAAGGCAUGAGAGGUUCUCUCUGUAGGUUCGUCUUUUUCACUGACAAGCUGCUGUGGGAGUUGUUUGCCAGGUCUGUGUCUCACCAUCUGCAGUGGUGGAACAUGAAAGGAAACUGGUGUCACAGCUGUUUGUGCAGCAGAGAGUUGGAGCCAUUGAAAGCCAUCCUUUGGAGUGGAGACAUCCUUGAAUAACCAGCUUGCCAACACAGGGAUUAGACUAACAAGGCACUGAGAGAUUUAUUAUGCAGUUGUGAGAGAAAUGCCUUUCUUUAGCAGUCAGUAUCUUUCGUAUUUAAAUGUUCACAUGGGGAAACCAACCCUUCCAUGUACACAUGUACGUGGAAGUUCAUAUGUCAGUUAAAGUCAUUAGGGAAUAAUUAGAAGCCUUAGUGAAAUCUGCCCUCAUGAAGCAAAGUGGUGGUGCUUCAUGAAGAUCAGGUUUAUAGUCAGUCAUAGGACUCCCUGGAAAUGCUGUCUUAGCUGCUACUUCACUGCUCUAGGAGCUCCCAAGAACUGUGCAGGUCCGAAGGGGUGGGGGGUAUGUAAUAAUCAUUUACGUCACUUACAGUAUGUGCAGAGUAAUCUCUGCUUGUCCCACUCCACCUCUUUCCUUGGCGAAUGAGAUAAGAAAAAAGAAUUAAUUAAGCUUUCUCAAUAUCUAAACUAGUAAAGAUAUGAAAUCAAACUCUUCUUGGUGUUUGCAUCAUUCUGAUGAAUGUAGAAAAGCAGAAAAUGUUUUAUCUUUUUUUAUCUCUGAAAAAGAUUUUUUUCUUAUACAUAUUUUUCUCCUUCUCUGAGGGAUAUGCAAAGUAGAUACGGGGUCCAUUUUAUUUAAGCACCAAUAAAAAUAUGUCAGGACAUGAUUUAACAUGAUGAUAGAGCUUUGUCUACACUAGUUGGCUAUAUAAGUGAAGUAAAAAUUAUGACUUUUCACAUAAAACCUCAGGAUAAUAAGUUGUAUAGAUAGCUGUGUGCAUUAGAAAUUAUAGACAGAAUGAAAAAAAAGCAAACUGUCUUUUAUUUUCAGAACAGAUGGGGUCUGUUCUGUUCUUUGCAAAGCUUUUAUUCUUUUAUCUAAAAACUCAUGCAAACUUUGAAAUAGAAGUUUUGAGAUUAUUCUUAUGGAAACUGCCCUGAAUGCUAAAUUUUGUUUUGUAUUGGUAAGGUG